AUGACAGAUCCUUCAAUGGUGGAUCACAUGACCCAACUGAAACUCAAGCUCCUAGAAAAGAGACUAGAAAAUGAAUGUGAGAACCUAGAGAGGAUGGAUUCACCUCUACCAACAGCAAGGAACAGAUAUGAGGAUAUGCUUCAAAAUGCCCUAAAACGAAGGCAAGAUCUCCUGCAGGAGCUUAGGGAGCAUCACCUUUUGGAAGAACUGUCACAGCUGCCUGUGCCAGCUGGAGGAUACUCUAGGAACUACAGAGCUGAUCCUCAGCACCUGAUCUACCAGCUGCCUUUUCCAGCUCCCCAAGCGGAGCCACCAAGGAUCAUCCAGCAGACGAUGCCUCCACAGCCCACUACUAUCAUCCAACAGUUACCUCAGCAGCCCCCACUGAUAACACAGAUCCCCCCUGCUCAGCCUUUUGCAGCCCCUCACUCUGGAAGCAUUAAAGAAGAUAUGGUAGAGAUGAUGUUAAUGCAGAAUGCUCAGAUGCACCAGAUCAUCAUGCAGAACAUGAUGCUGAAAGCUCUGCCACCAAUGGCAUUUGCACAGCCUGUUGGACCCAGCUCUCUCUUGCUUCAGCAUGCUCAGCAGGAUUCUGCUCCUGUGGUUGUGAAAGCAGAAAGGCCCCGGCCGUCCACAGUGCACCACCAUCACCAUUAUUCUCCCCUAGGGGUGUUACCCCCUCUGGCAUCUUUCCCCUCUUCAGCUACCUUCCAGCAUGUAUUCUGA
Messenger RNA from Rhea pennata, 726 nucleotides. It is a transcript of the gene C6H21orf58, whose product is annotated as chromosome 6 C21orf58 homolog. The record is from RefSeq and is a predicted model, not a curated record. NCBI's taxonomy places the organism in Eukaryota, Metazoa, Chordata, Aves, Rheiformes, Rheidae. The transcript has 8 exons. The coding region runs from base 1 to 726 and encodes 241 amino acids.